Messenger RNA from Exophiala spinifera, 1398 nucleotides. RefSeq lists its product as uncharacterized. Gene Ontology annotation, cellular component: peroxisomal importomer complex; peroxisomal membrane. Bases 1 to 1398 code for a protein of 465 amino acids. Gene Ontology annotation, molecular function: ubiquitin-protein transferase activity; protein binding; zinc ion binding. Lineage: Eukaryota; Fungi; Ascomycota; Eurotiomycetes; Chaetothyriales; Herpotrichiellaceae. The record is from RefSeq and is a predicted model, not a curated record. Gene Ontology annotation, biological process: protein import into peroxisome matrix; protein monoubiquitination. The transcript has a single exon.
AUGGAAUAUCUCAACGCGCUUCAGUCACCCGUUGACGAUCUCAAACCAUCACUCUUCGAACUUCUCUCAGAGCAGCAACUUGCCGCGCUUCUUCCGCCUACACUACGAUACCUCCUCGCCGUCGCGACGCACAGAUACCCCCGGUACCUAUUGCGCAUUCUGAACAACUACGAUGAAGUUUAUGGACUGUUGAGUCUUGUGGUGGAGCGAUAUUAUCUCAAGACAUUCGGUGGCAGUUUCACCGAGAACUUCUACGGAUUGAAAAGAGAAAAGGUCCUGAGCGUCAAUGGUGGUGAGAUUAAGAGGACACAAUUGGCGGUUCCAGACGAGGUUCGACAGAGACUGAAGUUGAGCGGCACCGACAUAUGGAAGAAUCUCGUCGUUCUCGUCGGCAUCCCAUAUUUGAAGAGAAAGCUCGACGAGAGCUAUGAUAUACACAUCGCGCCGACUGCCAGUCUGCUCAUGGCAGGAGGCCCAAGGUACCUCAACAGGGACGAGCUCCCACCACAUCCCACCAUCCGACAGCGGUUGAUGUGGUAUUACAAGUGGUUCCUCCGGAAUGUGUACCCCAGCAUAAAUGCGGCAUACCACUUCAGCAUACUGGCAUUCAGCUUGGGCUACCUCUUUGACAGCACAAAAUAUUCAAGCCCGUUCUUGUGGAUGAUAAGGACACGGAUGCGCAGGAUGGGAGCCGCCGACUACCGCGCCAUUGACGCCGCGAGCGAAGCCGCAUCGAGGGCUACCAAGGUCGGGGGAGUGCCAGGGCAGGGCCUCAGCGGGUUGCUUAGCCCACGCACCCUUUAUCCUCGCAUAUUAUCGAGUCUGAGAAUUCUCCUUCCAACAAGCAUAUUCGCUUUGAAGUUCCUGGAAUGGUGGCAUGCCAGCGAUUUCUCAAGACAGUUGAGCCGGAAAGCCGCAGAGGGGCUAGAGCUGCCUCCACCGAUUGUGUCUGGGAUGAACCUGGCACAAAGAGUCGCCACUGUACAGACCGCCAGCACGGCAAAUACGGCUGUAAAGCGUAGUCCACCAGUGUCGAGCAUCACAUAUCUGCCGAUCCUCACGGUACCUCCGCCGCCAUCGAGUGACCUGUGCCCGAUCUGCCUCCAUCCCAUCUCGACCGCUGCUGCAUGCCAGACUGGCUAUGUUUUUGACUACAAGUGCAUAUUCCAAUGGAUUGAGGGGACGCACGAGAGACAAGAAGCCUUCAUGAAGGGAGAAAAGAUGAGCGAAUGGGAAGACGAGGGCGAAGACGAGGCGCCUAACGAGAACGAUGGAGAGGCUUCGGAGAACGCACACAGAAGCAGAGAAGGUAGCUGGGAAAGUGGAAAAGGUCGAUGCGCAGUCACUGGCCGGCGGGUAUUGGGUGGCACGAGUGGCCUGCGUAGAAUCAUGGUGUGA